AUGGGUAGUCUCAUUUCCUCAACUCUCCUUCUAUCUCUCUUAAUCACUUUCCUCUUCUUAUUAUCAUUAACAAAUGCUAUUGAUCUCAAUGUCAUCACUGAUUUUGGAGCUAAAGGGGAUGGCAAAACAGAUGUGAACAAGGCAUUUUCAUCAGCUUGGGCAGCUGCUUGCAAAUCAUCAGAGGCAUCGACGAUACAUAUACCGCAUAAGGGCAGGUUCUUACUUAGUCCAAUUGAGUUCCAAGGACCAUGCAACAACUCGAAGAUCACAUUUCUCAUGGAUGGAAUCCUUGUUGCUCCUGACUACAAGAAGAUGGAAAGUUCCGAAAAUUGGAUUAUGUUCUAUGGUGUGGAUGGAGUGUCCAUCACUGGAAGAGGGUAUCUUGAUGGCCAAGGCACCAGCUUGUGGGAAUGCAAAGCUGCUGGAAAUAAUGACUGUCCUACCGGUGCAGCGUCACUUUCGUUCUAUAGCUCGAAAAACAUACUAGUGCAGAAUGUGGGAUCGACGAAUGCAAAGCUAUUCCACAUCGUCUUAUAUUCAUCCCAAAAUGUAGCAAUACAAGGAGUGAGCAUCAAUGCCCCGGGAGAUAGUCCAAAUACAGAUGGUAUACAUGUUCAAAAUUCAAAUAAGGUACGCAUAUUCAAUGCAAGUAUAAGAACCGGUGAUGAUUGCAUUUCGAUUGGACCAGGCACACAAAAUAUGACUAUACAACGUAUUACAUGUGGUCCUGGACAUGGCAUAAGCAUUGGGAGUUUAGGGUCGGGAGAAGAAGAAGAAAUAGUGCAAAAUGUGGUGGUGAAGAGUGUAGUGUUCAAUGGAACUCAAAAUGGGGUAAGGAUCAAAGCUUGGGGAAGGCCUAGUAAUGGAUUUGUGAAAGGAGUGGCUUUUAAGCAAGUUGUGAUGAAAAAUGUCCAAAACCCAAUUGUUAUUGAUCAAAAUUAUUGCCCUCACAACACAGAUUGUCCUCAUAAGAAUUCUGGUAUACAAAUAAGUGGAGUUACAUACACAAAUAUCGUCGGGACGUCGGCGACGCAAGUCGCAAUGUUCUUCAACUGUAGUUCAACCUCACCAUGUAAAGGGAUUGGUUUGGAAGAUAUAAAGCUCACUUACAAUGAUCAAACUGCACAAUCCUUCUGCAAGAAUGUACAUGGAACUGCUUCUGGCGUAGUCUCCCCAAAAAGUUGUCUAUAG
Macadamia integrifolia is the source of this 1191-nucleotide messenger RNA. RefSeq names its product polygalacturonase-like. NCBI's taxonomy places the organism in Eukaryota, Viridiplantae, Streptophyta, Magnoliopsida, Proteales, Proteaceae. The record is from RefSeq and is a predicted model, not a curated record. Gene Ontology annotation, biological process: carbohydrate metabolic process. The coding region runs from base 1 to 1191 and encodes 396 amino acids. Gene Ontology annotation, molecular function: polygalacturonase activity. The transcript is spliced from 4 exons.